This is a messenger RNA of Rhinopithecus roxellana (golden snub-nosed monkey), 4562 nucleotides long. It is a transcript of the gene TONSL, whose product is annotated as tonsoku like, DNA repair protein. NCBI's taxonomy places the organism in Eukaryota, Metazoa, Chordata, Mammalia, Primates, Cercopithecidae. The transcript is spliced from 25 exons. Bases 48 to 4502 code for a protein of 1484 amino acids. The record is from RefSeq and is a predicted model, not a curated record. Gene Ontology annotation, molecular function: protein binding.
GGGCCGCGGCGCAGCGCGGGAAGUCCAGAUCCCGCGGCGACCGGAGCAUGAGCCUAGAGCGCGAGCUUCGCCAGCUGAGCAAGGCGAAGGCCAAGGCGCAGAGGGCCGGGCAGCGGCGCGAGGAGGCAGCGCUUUGCCACCAGCUGGGGGAGCUCCUGGCCGGCCAUGGCCGCUACGCCGAAGCCCUGGAGCAGCAUUGGCAGGAGCUGCGGCUCCGGGAGAGCGCUGACGACCCCCUGGGCUGUGCCGUGGCCCACCGCAAGAUCGGAGAGCGCCUGGCCGAGAUGGAGGACUACCCGACUGCCUUGCAGCACCAGCACCACUACCUGGAGCUAGCACAUUCCCUGCACAACCACACGGAGCUGCAGAGGGCCUGGGCCACCAUCGGCCGCACCCACCUGGACAUCUAUGACCAUUGCCAGUCGAGGGAUGCUUUGCUGCAGGCACAGGCUGCCUUUGAGAAGAGCUUGGCUAUUGUGGAUGAGCUGGAGGGUGGGCAGGCCCCUCCUCGUUUUCUGCCUCCUGAACUGCAGGCCGAAGGCCCAACACCCCCGCAGCCUCCUUGGGCGAUCCCGUCUUCUGGGGCCCUCCCUUUGCAGGGCUCUUGUGUGAGGGGUACAUGCCCUCCGCAACCUUUCCCCUGGAGAUCCUCAGCUCUUUAUCCACUCUGUGCUCUGUCUGUAGCAGGACCUUUGCCCCAACAUAGGGAAGAGGGAGAGGGUAGGAGAGGCACUGCACAGGCCCCAAAUGGGGCCCAAAGCUGGAAACCGCAUGUGGGGAGGAAGUGGCUGAGUGGGGGGCAUCUUCCAGGGACGCUGGCUCAGGGAGAGCUGAAUGAGAUGAGGACCCGCCUCUACCUCAACCUGGGUCUUACCUUUGAGAGCCUGCAGCAGACAGCCCUGUGCAAUGACUACUUCAGGAAGAGCAUCUUCCUUGCGGAGCAGAACCACCUUUACGAGGACCUAUUCCGCGCCCGCUACAACCUGGGCACCGUCCACUGGCGCGCAGGCCAGCACUCCCAGGCUAUGCGCUGCUUGGAGGGUGCCCGGGAGUGUGCGCACACCAUGAGGAAGCGGUUCAUGGAGAGCGAGUGCUGCGUAGCCAUCGCACAGGUCCUCCAAGAUCUGGGAGACUUUUUGGCUGCCAAGCGAGCCCUGAAGAAGGCCUACAGGCUGGGCUCCCAGAAGCCUGUGCAGAGAGCAGCUGUGUGUCAGAACCUCCAGCACGUGCUGGCAGUGGUCCGACUGCAGCAACAGCUGGAAGAGGCCGAGGGAAGUGACCCUCAGGGCGCCAUGGCCAUCUGUGAGCAGCUAGGGGACCUCUUCUCCAAGGCAGGAGACUUUCCCAGGGCAGCUGAGGCUUACCAGAAGCAGCUACGUUUCGCUGAGCUGCUGGACAGACCAGGUGCCGAGCGGGCCAUCAUCCACGUGUCCCUGGCCGCCACACUGGGAGACAUGAAGGACCACCGUGGUGCUGUGCGCCACUAUGAGGAGGAGCUGAGGCUGCGCAGCGGCAACAUGCUGGAGGAGGCCAAGACCUGGCUGAACAUCGCACUGUCCCGUGAGGAGGCUGGCGAUGCCUACGAACUGCUGGCCCCGUGCUUCCAGAAGGCGCUCAGCUGUGCCCAGCAGGCCCAGCGGCCCCAGCUGCAGAGGCAGGUCUUGCAGCACCUCCAUACCGUGCAGCUGAGGCUGCAGCCCCAGGAGGCCCCUGGCACCAAAACCAGAUUACAGGAACUCAGUGUAGAUGAAGAUGAAGAUGAGGAGGAGGAGGAGGAGGAGGAGGCGGCAGCCACAGCGGAGUGCAAAGCCCUGGAGGCCAGCGAGGUGGAGCUCUCAGAGAGCGAGGACGACGCCGAUGGCCUGACCCCGCAGCUGGAGGAGGACGAGGAGCUGCAGGGCCGCCUGGGCCGGCGGAAGGGGAGCAAGUGGAACCGGCGGAACGACAUGGGGGAGACCCUGCUGCACCGAGCCUGCAUCGAGGGCCAGCUGCGCCGCGUCCAGGACCUCGUGAGGCAGGGCCACCCCCUGAACCCUCGGGACUACUGUGGCUGGACGCCUCUGCACGAGGCCUGCAACUACGGGCAUCUAGAAAUUGUCCGCUUCCUGCUGGAUCACGGGGCCGCAGUGGACGACCCCGGUGGCCAGGGCUGCGAAGGCAUCACCCCCCUGCAUGAUGCCCUCAACUGUGGCCACUUUGAGGUGGCUGAGCUGCUGCUUGAACGGGGGGCGUCCGUCACCCUCCGCACUCGAAAGGGCCUCAGCCCGCUGGAGACGCUGCAGCAGUGGGUGAAGCUGUACCGCAGGGACCUGGACCUGGAGACGCGGCAGAAGGCCAGGGCCAUGGAAAUGCUGCUCCAGGCAGCCGCCUCGGGCCAAGAUCCCCACAGCUCCCAGGCCUCCCUCACCCUCCCAAGUAGCCUUCUGUUUGACCCUGAGACCUCUCCUCCUUUGAGCCCCUACCCAGAACCCCCCUCUAAUAGCACUAGACCCCCAGAGGCCUCUCAGGCCCAUGCCAGGGUCUCCCCAGGGCAGGCAGCACCAGCCGUGGCCAGGCCUCGGAGGAGCAGGCAUGGGCCAGCCAGCAGCAGCAGCUCGGAAGGUGAGGACAGCGCAGGCCCCCCACGGCUGUCCCAGAAGAGGCCUCGGUGCUUGGCCACAGCACAACAGGUGGCAGCCCGGACGCCUGGCCCUGCCAGCAACAAUGAAGCAGCCUCAGCCAGCACCAGCCGGGCAGCCUACCAGGCAGCCAUCCGGGGUGUGGGCAGUGCUCAAAGCCGGCUGGGGCCUCGCCCACCGCGGGGCCAGAGCAAAGCCCUUGCCCCCCAGGCAGCGCUCAUCCCGGAGGAGGAGUGCCAGGCUGGAGACUGGCUGGAGCUGGACACGCCCCUGACCCGCAGCCGCCGGCCCCGCCCCCAGGGCACUGGGGACAGCCGCAGGCCUAGUAGUACCUCCGGGUCGGACAGUGAGGAGAGCAGGCCCCGUGCCCGAGCCAAGCAGGUCCGCCUGACCUGCGUGCAGAGUUGCAGUGCACCAGUCAAAGCAGGGCCCAGCAGCCUGGCUUCAGAAGCCCCAGGAAGCCCCAGCACCGCCAGGAUCUCAGAGCCCAGUGGGGACAGCUCUGCGGCAGGCCAGCCCUUGGGUCUGGCCAUGCCACCUCCCAUCCGGGUUCGAGUUCAAGUUCAGGAUCAUCUUUUCCUUAUCCCUGUCCCACACAGCAGUGAGACCCACUCUGUGGCCUGGCUGGCUGAGCAGGCAGCCCAGCGCUACUACCAGACCUGUGGGCUGCUGCCCAGGCUCACCCUACGGAAAGAGGGGGCCCUGCUGGCCCCACAGGACCCCAUCCCCGAUGUGCUGCAGAGCAAUGAUGAGGUGUUGGCUGAGGUGACUUCAUGGGACAUGCCCCCGUUGACUGACCGUUACCGCAGGGCCUGCCAGAGCCUGGGGCAAGGGGAGCACCAACAGGUGCUGCAAGCCGUGGAGCUCCAGGGCUUGGGCCUCUCAUUCAGCGCCUGCUCCCUGGCCCUGCACCAGGCCCAGCUUACACCCCUGCUGCGGGCCCUCAAGCUGCACACAGCACUCCGGGAGCUGCGCCUGGCAGGGAACCGGCUGGGGGACAAGUGUGUGGCUGAGCUGGUGGCUGCCCUGGGCACUAUGCCCAGCCUGGCCCUCCUCGACCUCUCCUCCAAUCACCUGGGUCCCGAAGGCCUGCGCCAGCUUGCCAUGGGGCUCCCAGGCCAAGCCACCUUGCAGAGUUUGGAGGAGCUGGACUUAAGCAUGAACCCCCUGGGGGACGGCUGUGGCCAGGCCCUGGCCUCCCUCCUGCGCACCUGCCCCUUACUCAGCACCCUGCGUCUACAGGCCUGUGGCUUUGGCCCCAACUUCUUCCCGAGCCACCAGACAGCACUGGGUAGUGCUUUCCAAGACGCUGAGCACCUGAAGACCCUGUCCCUGUCCUACAAUGCCCUGGGAGCCCCUUCCCUGGCCAGGACCCUGCAGAGCCUGCCUGCCCGCACCCUCCUGCACCUAGAGCUCAGCUCCGUGGCAGCCGGCAAGGGUGACUCAGGCCUCAUGGAGCCCGUAGUCCAAUACCUGGCCAAGGAAGGCUGUGCUCUAGCCCACCUGACCCUGUCUGCAAACCACCUGGGGGACAAGGCUGUUAGAGACCUGUGCAGAUGUCUCUCUCUGUGCCCCUCACUCAUCUCGUUGGAUCUGUCUGCAAACCCUGAGAUCAGCUGUGUCAGCCUGGAAGAGCUCCUGUCUACCCUCCAAAAGCGGCCCCAAGGCCUUAGCUUCCUUGGCUUGUCAGGCUGCGCCAUCCAGGGUCCCCUGGGCCUGGACUUGUGGGACAAGAUCGCCGCGCAGCUCCGGGAACUGCAGCUGUGCAGCAGACGCCUCUGCGCCGAGGACCGGGACGCCCUGCGCCAGCUGCGGCCUAGUCGGCCGUGCCCCGGAGAGUGCACGCUGGACCACGGCUCCAAGCUCUUCUUCCGGCGCCUCUGACCCCGGCGCCGCCUUUCCCCACCCUCACCGAAGCCCCUAAUAAACGAAGCUGCUGGCCGG